UCCACUCUAGUCAAAAAAAAAAAAAAAAAAAGCCCAGAUGGACUCACUGGUCAGUUCUACAUGACACACGCCGAGGUCCUUGCCCCCUUCCUCGCCGCCACGUUCAACAACAUGCUGCUCGACCCGCAGACCAUCACCAGUGACUUCAAGUGUGGAAUCAUCCACACCAUCUUCAAGAAAGGAGACAGACUGGACAUUGCCAACAGACGUCCAAUCACCUUACUCAACGUGGAUUACAAGCUCCUCAGCAAGGUCAUCAAUGCCAGACUCACUAAGCUCCUCGACAGUCUGAUCAACCCAUUACAGAAUGGCUUCGUCCCCGAGAGGCUGAUCCACGACAACACCAUCCUCCUGCAGGAAGUCAUCGACACGGCUGCCCAAGACAUGGCCACUGGCUAUGUCACGCUGUUUGAUUUCCAGAAGGCGUUCGACUCCAUAUCACAUGACAGCAUCGAGCGCACUCUCCGCCACGUCGGCAUCCCACCAUUGAUGGUCGGGCUCGUCAUGGCCCUGCUGCGGGGAUCCGUGGCCAGAGUCAGCGUCAACGGCAUCCUCACUGAUGCCCUGCCCCUGGACAGAGGCACCAAGCAAGGUGACCCUCUCUCCCCGACGCUCUUUGUCCUGGUCAUCGAGGCACUGGCAGCAGCAAUCAACGCCGACCCAUCCAUCGUGGGCCUGCCGGUGUCACCGCCCCUCAAGGUCAAGCUUCUCCAGUUUGCCGAUGACACUGCAGCGCUCACCAGGUCACUCGAGGAACUCUUGAGAGUGAUUGAAUGGUUCAAGGUCUUCUGCAAUGCCACCUCGCCAGCCAUCAAUGUCGACAAGUCUGUACACAUUGUCCUGGGCGAUGCACCAACGUCUGAGCUCCCCUACCCAGUGGCCACCGAACCUGAAAGGUACUUGGGCGUCAACUUCACCAAGCAGGGCAUCUACUCCAAGUUCAAGACUCUCAUCAGCUCCCUCCGCGGCAGACUCUCGCUCUUCAAGUCUGAAAGCACCACACUGCGGUCCAAGGUUGCAGCUCUCAAGUCUUACGCCCUCCCUCCGCUGAUGUACCACUUCUAUCUGGACUCACCGACCAAGUGGCAGAUCAAGAAGAUCGAAAACCUCACCAAAUGGUUCAUCUCAGCCCCCAAGACCACCGCCUACGGCUCCAGCUUCAUCAACACGAUGGCACUGGACCGCGCCAGCUUCCAUUGGGAUCAAAGUGGCCUCAACCUCUGGGACAUUGGCCUCAGAUCAAAUGCCUACAAGGUAUGGGUGUUCAAUCGUUUCCUCAACACCCCAGCCAAUCUCACCCAUGGCUACCUGGACUCGUGGAGAACUCAACACCGCAACGCCAGGAAGCGCCUGGGAGGCAAGUUCACUGGCCUCUUCCGCAAGUUCCACACACCUUGGAUGGAGUUCCGCUCCGCCCACCUCUCCAGCCAUAGCGACAAGGUACCUCUCUUGGAUAGCAAUGGUGUCACCCUCAGUCUGAAAGACAUCUAUGCCAUCCUCUGGAAGGCAAAGUAUGGCUCAAUCAGACUGACAGAGGGUCAAUGGCAGCUCAGUGUCUUCCACGGCCUCAAGCUCCCAGACAUCUUCAAGGUCAUCAGCACCCUGAGAGGACCAUCCUCACGUAACGCCCUCUUCAGAUUCUCCCAUACUCUCCCAAUCAAUCAUAUGAGAGCAGACGCUGACUGUACCCUCUGUGGCAACUCCUGCACAGACCAACCCUACAAUCACUUCUUCUUUGACUGCAGCAAAGUGGAAACCCAAGAAGCCAUGCGCCCAGCCUUAGACUUGGUGAAGCAACGCUCUGGUAUCAAUGUCAGAGAAUGGAACAUCAAAGCACUGGACAUCUCCGCGAAGUCUCGUCGCCCCAACCUUCCAUUCAUCCACCUCAUGGCAAUCAUCGUCAACUACCUCUGGCACUACAUCGCCAACCACCUCUUUGGCAACAAGGAGGCCCUGUUGGCCAAGCUCAGCUUGGUGUGCAUCACAUCCUUCAAGUCCCUCCUCCGCCAGGAGUGGCGCUCCCUCAUGUCCACGCUAACGAGUCACAUCCUGGCCGGACGACCAGUCAACAUCAAGAAUGAGAUGGCCGAGUUCACU
Messenger RNA from Acytostelium subglobosum LB1, 2097 nucleotides. RefSeq lists its product as hypothetical. The annotation marks the transcript as partial. The record is from RefSeq and is a predicted model, not a curated record. NCBI's taxonomy places the organism in Eukaryota, Evosea, Eumycetozoa, Acytosteliales, Acytosteliaceae. The transcript has 2 exons.